AUGGGGCGCUUGCGCAGUAGAAUCCAGAACGGGGGAAGCGGACGCCUGCGCAGAGCGGGAGUGGUCUCACGCUCCCCGCCCCGUCUCGGAAAGCCGCGCCAGCGCAGUUCCGAAAGAUCCCGCAGAGACAGCGCCUGCGCGGCCGUGGCCGAGGGAGCCGUGGCGGUAGCGGUGAUGGAACCAGCCGAGCCGCUGAACGACUUAGUGUCAGCCGAGGGCCGAAACCGGAAGGCGGUGCUGUGCCAACGCUGUGGCUCCCGGGUGCUGCAGCCAGGAACCGCUCUCUUCUCCCGCCGACAGCUUUUCCUUCCCUCCAUGAGAAAGAAGCCCGCUCUGGCUGACGGCAGCAAUCCUGAUGGCGAUCUCCUCCAGGAGCACUGGCUGGUUGAUGACAUGUUCAUCUUUGAGAACGUGGGCUUCACCAAGGACGUGGGCAACAUCAAGUUCCUGGUGUGCGCAGACUGUGAAAUCGGACCAAUUGGCUGGCAUUGCCUGGAUGACAAGAACAGUUUCUAUGUGGCCUUGGAACGGGUUUCCCAUGAGUAACUGAGGGGAGGGGAACGCAGCUCCAGCCGCGACUAUAAAAGCUACUCCCCUCGAGAACUGGCAUGUAAGCUGGUGUCCUUGCUCUGGCGCCGCCUUCUCUGUACUGAUGUAAAUGAUGAGUAUCGACAUGUCCGGCUGAACAUGCAUAGAGCUGACCCCCCUUCCUUAAAGCCUCAAGUGCAUGCCUCUUAUGUAGCUCACUUUUGCAGCCCAACAUCUCCUGAUCUCCCUUUUCCCCCAGUUGCAGGACACUGGAACACGUCCACAAAUCUCUCAUCCCUGGCAUCCCGCCUGGGCUCCCUGACCCUGGGCUCCCUUGUUUCUUGCUCUGUAAGAGCAACAUCCAGCCUUUCAGCCAAGAUGACACAUAACAGCUGAUGCUCGUGCUAAUAGUUCAAAUGCCACCUUUUUAUCUCAUUCAAGAAAGCAUACAAGUGUCUGAGAGUGACUUUGUCAUAUGACUAACUUUAUCUACAGUAAUUUAUUCUUUUUAAAAGCAUAGCAUUUACAGACUUUGGAAUUUAAGCUACUACUAAGAAACACAUUACUUUGGAUACACCUGUAAUACCAUGUUUGAGAGCCGAGCCUCUAGGUGGAUAGUGACUUUAUAUUGUGAAGAUGAAUAUAUCCCCUUUUCCCUUCAAAUCUUGCCAUGGUUUCUCUUUACAUUAUAGCCUGUAAGUUGAGAAUCAGAUUUCAACCCUAUCUGGCAGCCAACCCAAGGAAAACUCAGCCCUGGCUUCGAAACAGAGUGGAGGAUGCAGAAUAUAGGAGGGAGAGACCCUUGCCACAUUGUAUGUGACUUUGCAGGUUUGUCUUAUCUGUGCAGGUAACUCUUUCCUUUGUUCUUAGGAAAGACUUCUCUGAUGGAUAGAGUCAUCACUUACUGAACCUACCAGGCGUGCUCAUCGGAAUUUGGGUUCACUUGGAAUCCUUGUACCAACCCAGAACACAGACUUUCUGUCCAAAUGCCACUAUCUCUAAGCUGUGGGGACUGCUCUAACAGUUCGAGGUUAGCAGACUGAUUAACCCUUCAGUAUGAUUGUCACUUGUUCUGUCAUUUCUCUUCUGAAAUAACUCAACAUCUUAGGAAUUUCUGUGACCAGGUCUCAGGUGUCCUUGCAUAAGCCCUACAUCUAAGACUGAGGAGACCCUAGAAUUGAAAUAAGGACUAAACAGAAACCUUACAAUCUACAGCCCCUCCUUCUGUAUCUGUUCUCUGCUUGCUUCUGCCUUCUUUCUCCCAAGAACUUUUCUAAGGGCUCCCCAACUAAAAAGUGUGGGCCUUGGGCAUGGUUUUGCAACCAACAUACUCUAGAAAGGUGGCUUCCUUCCACAGUCAUAGCCUCAGUGAGCUCUAGUUGAAAAUGAGAGAACUGUUCUCUAGACAGUCAAAUGUCCGUGAUUAUGGCAUUUGCAGAAAAACAACUGUGAGAAUUAUCCACUCAGGUCAGAAGGAACAAAACCAAGUAGAUGCCUCUAGGGGCACAUGGCCCCUUCAAUCACAAGCCAAAACCUAAGCA
Messenger RNA from Enhydra lutris kenyoni (northern sea otter), 2069 nucleotides. RefSeq names its product RAB interacting factor. The transcript is spliced from 2 exons. Gene Ontology annotation, molecular function: guanyl-nucleotide exchange factor activity; zinc ion binding. Gene Ontology annotation, biological process: post-Golgi vesicle-mediated transport; small GTPase-mediated signal transduction. NCBI's taxonomy places the organism in Eukaryota, Metazoa, Chordata, Mammalia, Carnivora, Mustelidae. Bases 1 to 546 code for a protein of 181 amino acids. Gene Ontology annotation, cellular component: cytosol; membrane. The record is from RefSeq and is a predicted model, not a curated record.